Amoebophrya sp. A25 is the source of this 332-nucleotide messenger RNA. The record is from the annotation of a GenBank genome assembly. Lineage: Eukaryota; Dinophyceae; Syndiniales; Amoebophryaceae.
ACUUGAGAUCAAAAAAGCAGAAAUUAUCAAGACGUCUCCUUCAUCUAUCGACAUCAAGACUCCGGUAAGUCCAACUUCUACACAUAGACACUUUGCACCGAAUAAAAAGCAAGCAAAUAUUAGUCAAGACAACACAACUACGAGUUGUACUUCAAAGAAAGAAAAGAGCGAAUUGUUACAGUCAGCUGUCGAAAAGGAUAUCAAGAUAAAGAAAGGGGAAGAAGCUAAGAAAAGAGAGGAAGAAGAAACUAAGAAAAAAGCCAAAGCUGGUGAAGCUAGUCCUACAGGAGCUGCUAUUGAAGUUGAGGAACAAGAGCAAGACGACCAAGAAC